UCACCACCUUCCAUUUCCAUCGUCGAGAACUCAAUUAAAUUCUUAUCAAUCUUUAGUUGCUUUCAGAAAACAUCCCAAUUUUCCAACAAUGUCACUUAUUCCUAGCCUUCUUGGUGGUCGGAGGACUAAUGUCUUCGACCCAUUUUCUCUAGACAUUUGGGAUCCCUAUGAUGGCUUCUUCACCUCUGCCCUUGCCAAUGUCCCCUCUUCAGCCCGUGAAACCUCUGCUUUUGCCAAUGCCAGGAUUGACUGGAAGGAAACGCCUGAAGCUCACAUCUUCAAGGCAGACCUUCCAGGGUUGAAGAAGGAGGAGGUGAAAGUGGAGGUUGAAGAAGGGAGGAUUCUUCAGAUUAGUGGAGAGAGGAGCAGAGAGCAAGAAGAAAAGAAUGACAUGUGGCAUCGCAUUGAGAGGAGCAGUGGCAAAUUUUUGAGGAGGUUCAGGUUGCCUGAGAAUGCUAAGAUAGAUCAGGUGAAGGCUAGCAUGGAGGAUGGUGUGCUCACGGUGACUGUUCCCAAGGAGGAGGAGAAGAAGAAGCCGGAGGUUAAGUCCGUUGAAAUCUCUGGCUAAGUGCAAUGGUUGUGUUGUUUUUCUAAUUUUCAUAUGCAUGUCGAUCAAGUUUGGCUCUUUGUGUGAUUGAGGUGGAUGCUAUGUGUAAGUUUGUUGUGUCUUGUUUAUCUUAUGACUACGAAAAUGUGUGGUUCUGAAUAAAAGGUUGCCUUACAA
This is a messenger RNA of Rubroshorea leprosula, 724 nucleotides long. NCBI's taxonomy places the organism in Eukaryota, Viridiplantae, Streptophyta, Magnoliopsida, Malvales, Dipterocarpaceae. The record is from the annotation of a GenBank genome assembly.